UGGGAAAUAAAUAGCAACGAACACCUAAAACCCCAUCCCCGGAACAUCAUAAACCCCUCUCUUUCUAAAUUUUUUUUUUUUAAAAAGAAAAAGUUCUCCCUCGAAACUUUCCUCAAAAAACCACCACGAGCCGAGAUCUGCUCUCUCCCAUAGGAUUGCCAAAUGAGAGGGGCCUCCUCAUUCACCUCCUCCGUCCUCUCCAGGACCCUCGCCACCGUCCACGACAGGGGAGCAGCCGCCGCCCUCCAGCCUCGUUCCCUCCGGGUAGCGCUCUUUUGCAGCAGCAGAACCAACAAUUCCUACACUCGCUUGCGUUGGUUCUCUCCGGUCCUCACCUCCUUUUCCAGAAGCUCGGCUCGAGCCGUCUCUCUUGGUCUUGCCGGCGCUGUCGCCUCCGUUGCCACCGCUGCUUCUGUCUACGCCAAGGAGCCGCCACCAGCUGAGAUCAUGCCCAAGGACGUCGUUCUUUAUCAGUAUGAGGCCUGUCCUUUUUGCAAUAAAGUUAAAGCAUUCUUGGACUACUAUGACAUACCAUACAAAGUUGUGGAAGUCAAUCCCAUUAGUAAGAAAGAAAUCAAGUGGUCUGAUUACAAGAAGGUGCCUAUACUCAUGGUCAAUGGUGAACAGCUGGUGGACUCAUCAGCUAUUAUUGACAAAUUGAGUGAAAAAGUCCUUCCAAAGAAAAUGAUUAAUUCAGGUGCUAAUGAAGAUGAAGAGACAAAGUGGCGAAGGUGGGUUGACAACCACUUGGUGCAUGUCUUAUCUCCAAACAUAUACCGCAACAUUUCUGAGGCUCUUGAGUCUUUUGACUACAUCACUAGCAAUGGUAAUUUUAGCUUCACUGAGAAGAUAACAGUGAAAUAUGCUGGAGCUGCUGCUAUGUAUUUUGUAUCCAAGAAUCUAAAGAAGAAAUAUAACAUCACUGAUGAACGUGCUGCCUUAUAUGAAGCAGCAGAAACAUGGGUGGAUGCUCUAAAUGGUCGGAAUUUUCUUGGGGGAUCUAAGCCUAAUCUAGCUGACCUUGCCGUCUUUGGGGUGCUAAGACCCAUCCGUUACCUGAGGUCUGGUAGAGAUAUGGUGGAACACACUCGAAUUGGAGAGUGGUACUCUAGAAUGGAGGAAGUGGUUGGAGAGUCAUCAAGGAUCAAGGCUUAAGACCAUGCACUCUCAGCAGCAUCUGGAGCCAACAAUUUAUAUAUCUUCCAUAGAAACCAAAAACAGUUUCGGUUCUUAAAACAAUUUUUGCGAUCAGGUGAUGAAUGUUCACAAAGUUUUUUGGGUAAUUCCACAAACUUGUAAUUCAUUGAAUGUUGCAAAUUGUCGAUUGUAGAUUUUAUAAGCAGUCCUAAACAAGUUUUAUGGCUUGGAGGGGAGUAAGAAUCUUAAAGCUGACAUUUCUUUGUUUGGUAGAGAGUAAUGGAGACAGAAGGGGAGAGAGAUUUUGUUGGGUGGCCAUUGAAAACUGUUUGGAGAAGCAAUAAAAUUGAAGGUAGGGUUUUCUUUCCA
Molecule: messenger RNA, 1506 nt
Organism: Theobroma cacao (cacao)
Lineage: Eukaryota; Viridiplantae; Streptophyta; Magnoliopsida; Malvales; Malvaceae
Cellular component (GO): mitochondrion
Molecular function (GO): prostaglandin-E synthase activity
Source: RefSeq, a predicted model, not a curated record